AUGCCCUCGGCCCAGGAGCCCUUCCCGCCCGCCGUGGCCGCGGUAGGCCGCUCCUCCCUGGGGAAGCCACAGCUCCAACCCCCAAGGCUCACUCAACGCCUCCUGUCCGCCGGGGUGGCCGGCAGGCCGGAGUCACGUUCUGAUGUGGUUUCUCCUUUGCAGAAAUCCCCCUACAAGAGUCCAACCCACAUUGCUCAGCAACAGGAACCCUGGCGUCGGCUCAGCGUAAUUCCCACCUUCACCUCCACGAGGCGGGAAACAUAUUUAUUUGAUCCCAAGAUACCAAAGGAUGACCUGGAUUUCCGCUUAUCAGCCUUGUACAACCACCACAACGGGCUAUUCAAGAACAAAACUGAGGUACUGUUCCACAAGGAGAGCAGCCAGGAUACCAAAGGGGUCAAGAGCCAGUUCCCUGGACAGUGCGUACCCCUUCCUCCUCCUCCCAGCACCACUUCGCUAGGUAACAUCAGACACUGGAUCAACCCUCAGAAGGAGUCCAUCCACAGCAUCCAGGGCUCCAUAGUGUCCCCUCACACGGCAGCUACGAAUGGAGGCUACUCACGGAAGAGUGACGGUGGCUUCUUCUCCACCUAGUGGUGACAAGCUCCUGAACUAACCAUGGGACACCCAGCCACACAACUCCAUUAAAUAUGUUUGUUCAAGAAGCA
This is a messenger RNA of Perognathus longimembris pacificus (Pacific pocket mouse), 668 nucleotides long. It is a transcript of the gene Cfap276, whose product is annotated as cilia and flagella associated protein 276. The transcript is spliced from 5 exons. NCBI's taxonomy places the organism in Eukaryota, Metazoa, Chordata, Mammalia, Rodentia, Heteromyidae. The record is from RefSeq and is a predicted model, not a curated record. The coding region runs from base 1 to 594 and encodes 197 amino acids.